Fusarium oxysporum Fo47 is the source of this 1163-nucleotide messenger RNA. RefSeq names its product pre-rRNA-processing protein PNO1. The transcript has 3 exons. The record is from RefSeq and is a predicted model, not a curated record. Gene Ontology annotation, molecular function: RNA binding. Lineage: Eukaryota; Fungi; Ascomycota; Sordariomycetes; Hypocreales; Nectriaceae. The coding region runs from base 186 to 956 and encodes 256 amino acids. Gene Ontology annotation, cellular component: nucleolus.
UCAGUUUGCUCGAAAGUCACCAACGCCCCCACCAAACCAACCUCUGAUACCCUUAGAUGUGUGUGAAUUUGACUUGGACGAAUUUUCUGCGACCAAAGUAUUAACAUAUACUUGCCUCGAGAACAGCCUUGAAACUCCAUUGCAAGAGAUCAUCGCAAAGCAAAGCCACUCAUUCAUUUUUCAGAAUGCCUGCGCCGACCGCUUUGAAGAACGCAGAGGAUGCCCCGCCCGUGGACGUUCCGCUCCCAGUUGAAGACAACGACGAGGAGUUCCUUUUAGAUGCGCCUGACGCUCUUCCUACCGAUGCGAACGUUCUUGUGCCUGUGGAGGAGAGCAAUGAGAAUGGAAUGGCUAUCGAUGAGGAAGGACGGCCUCGAUUUGCGCCUGCCAGAGAUAUUGACCCAGUUACCCGUGUGGAAACUCGCAAGAUCCCUAUUCCUCCUCACCGAAUGACACCUUUAAAACAGUCAUGGACUUCUAUCUACCCUCCUCUGGUCGAGCACCUCAAGCUACAAUGUCGAAUGAACAUCAAGCGAAAGACAGUCGAGCUGCGAUCAUCGAAGCAUACCACUGAUACUGGGGCACUGCAAAAAGGAGAAGAUUUCGUCAAGGCGUUCACUCUCGGGUUUGACGUGGACGAUGCCAUCGCGCUGCUGCGACUCGACGACCUCUACAUCCAAACUUUCGAGAUUAAGGAUGUGCGAACAAUGCACGGCGACAGCCAGGCCCGUGCUAUUGGACGAAUUGCUGGAAAGGAUGGAAAGACCAAGUUUGCUAUCGAGAACGCCAGUAGAACCCGAAUCGUGCUUGCUGAUUCAAAGAUUCACAUCCUGGGUGGAUUCAAGAACAUCCACCUUGCCCGGGAGUCGGUUGUGAGCCUGAUUCUCGGUAAGCCGCCUGGCAAGGUAUACGGCAACCUCCGAACGGUUGCGGCACGAAUGAAGGAGCGCUUCUAAGUGACGGAAGCUGACGAUAGACUUGGGUUGCUACAUACGGCGUUACGGGUGGACAGCAUUAUGAUCUUGAAUUAUGUGAACAAGGAUUACUCAGUUAAAAAUGGGAGGCUGUCAUAGCAUGUCGAUAACGAUAGAACAUUGAGAUGAAUCGAUUUGUCGCUUCGUGGAUACCCACCAAUACCCACGGGCCAACAACGCAUGAUUGUU